Tricharina praecox is the source of this 1031-nucleotide messenger RNA. Its product is annotated as phosphatidylethanolamine-binding protein. Gene Ontology annotation, biological process: regulation of Ras protein signal transduction; regulation of proteolysis. The record is from RefSeq and is a predicted model, not a curated record. The coding region runs from base 64 to 753 and encodes 229 amino acids. Lineage: Eukaryota; Fungi; Ascomycota; Pezizomycetes; Pezizales; Pyronemataceae. The transcript has 6 exons. Gene Ontology annotation, molecular function: phospholipid binding; peptidase inhibitor activity.
UUGCGAUCCACCGCGCCCGUCUUCCCCCACCUCAUAGAAUACGGAUAUCAGACCGCUGAAACGAUGUUUACGGUCUUCCGCCCGACAGCUUCCAUACUCUUCAAGUCCUCCUCCUCGCUACUCAAGAAGGCGGUCAUACCUACAUCUGGUAAACCACGCAUCGCACCGCUUGUUCGCAGCAUGCCCCUCAUGACGAUCAACCAAUCGCUUCGGGGAACGUUGAAGGAACAUCAGAUCAUUCCCGAUGUUGUCGACGACUUCACGCCCACCGCACUCCUCUCGGUUGAGUACCCCAAGGGCAAGACCGUCUCCCUCGGCAACACGCUCGAUCCCGACGCAACACAGGAGCAGCCAUUCAUCCGCAUAGCUCCCGACGGUGACGGGGCGGCCACCUACACCGCUGUACUAACCGACCCUGACGCGCCCUCCCGCGACGACCCCAAAUGGUCCGAAUUCUGCCACUGGAUCAUAACCGGGCUCAAGGCGGAGUCGGCAAUGGAGGUGAGCGUCGACGUGUCCAAGGCAAAGCAGAUCGUAAAGUAUAUGGGCCCGGCACCACCGGAGAAGACGGGAAAGCAUAGAUAUGUAUUUUUGCUGUACAAGGACGGGAAGACGGGAGAGAUGGAGGGGCCCAAGGAGAGGAAGAAGUGGGGGAAUGAGGAGCAGAGGCAUGGCGUCAGUCAGUGGGCUGCCAAGUACGAUCUGAAGCUUGUUGGUGCGAACUUCUUUUUUGCGCAGAAUAAGGAGCAGUAGACCGGCUUUUGGGUUUCGUCCUGGAGGGAAAGCUCGGAUCAACUCCAACUGCACAGGGUGGUAUGUGCGGAGAAUGAAUCCAUGUCAAUGCUUGUCUUUUACGGGUCCAAAAAUCGCAGUAUUUGUCUCUUGCAACUGUGCCGAGUGAUGCAUCAUGUUACCGGACGGCUCCCGAGUUCGGAUUUCCAAACCGGCGGGCAAGGGAAAGGAAUCGCCUUGAUAAUAACAUAUCAAAAGCGAGAUCAAAGAAAUAAAGCACCUGCCUGCUUCGACAGCGC